This is a messenger RNA of Eriocheir sinensis (Chinese mitten crab), 2456 nucleotides long. Its product is annotated as cholinesterase 1-like. Bases 293 to 1972 code for a protein of 559 amino acids. The transcript has 12 exons. NCBI's taxonomy places the organism in Eukaryota, Metazoa, Arthropoda, Malacostraca, Decapoda, Varunidae. The record is from RefSeq and is a predicted model, not a curated record.
UUGUGUGGAGAAAUUUGCAAACAGGCUUCUGCUCAAAGUUAUCCCUCCAGUGACCCUUCAAACUUAGUAUGUUAAAGCUUAUGUGGCGCCGAGUGUUGGCUGCCGGAGACCAGAGAAGGUCUUGGGUGCAGCAGCCUUCACAAGGUCCUGCAAGAACAUAAGAGCAUAAGAACAGAGAGACUGCAAGAGGCCGGAUGGCCAAUUCAAGGCAACUCCAGAUUCCCCCACACUACCACCUGUCAUCCUCGUCCAUGUAGCACUCUUAAAACAAGCUAUCGUCCCUGCACUCACUAUGAUGAUAACCGCAUUGGUGUUGGUGGCGAUGGCGGCGCUGGCGGCGGCGCAGCCCGUGGCCGAGCAGGCCAAGGUGAGGGUGACGCUGCAGCAAGGCGACAUCCUGGGCUCGCGUGUGGUGGCAACAAACGGCCGCCCCUACUACACCUUCAGGAGCAUACCCUACGCCAACCCGCCCGUGGGACCGCUCCGCUUCAAGGAUCCAGAGCCGGCCCCGGCCUGGAGCGGCGUCAGGAACGGUUCCAUGCCCAUCCCCAAGUGUCCACAAACUAACGUCUUGUCUCCAGGGGUUGUCAUGGGCCAGGAGGACUGCCUCUACCUCAACGUGUACACGCCCAAGCUGAACUCCUCCAAGCUGCCCGUGAUGGUGUACAUUCACGGCGGAGGAUUUAUGGUCGGCUCAGCGGAAGACGCAACACCGGAACCGCUGAUGCAGAAAGACGUGGUUGUGGUCUCCAUCAACUACCGCCUCGGCGCCCUGGCCCUCCUCUCGACGGGAGACGAUGUCCUGCCGGGUAACCUCUUCCUCAGGGAUCAGACUUUGGCCCUCCGCUGGGUGCAGGACAAUAUCAGGGACCUUGGUGGUGACCCUCAGCAGGUUACAAUCUUCGGGAUCAGCGCCGGAGGAAUCUCGGUCCAUCUCCACGUCCUCUCCCCGAGAUCAGCGGGACUGUUCCAGCGGGCCAUCAUCCAAUCGGGCACGGCCCUGAUGCCCAGCCUAUUCCCUCCUCCACGCGAGGGAGCCAUUCUCUUUAGCAAGGAGCUCAACUGCACCGGGGAGGAGAGCCAAAAACUCCUGGCCUGCUUCAACGAGGCGAGGGUCGAGGACCUCGUCAACACGUCAAGCCGCCUCAGUGAAUGGUACUAUCUUCAAAUGAAGAUCGGCCUCACCGUGGACGGGGUCUUCCUGCCGGACCACCCGGCGGCCCUGCAUAAGGCCGGCCGCAUCAACAAGGUGCACGUGAUCGCCGGCGCCACGCAGGACGACGGAAACGUGUUCUCAGCAGGUCUGCUCGGCAAGUACGGGGAAGAGGCACUGCAGCAGCUGAACGAGAACUUCACCAAGCUGGGGCCAAUCCUGCUGGGGCUGGUGCACGAGGAAAACCCAGUCUACCUGGCCCGGAGAAUCUUCUUCAACUACAUGGAUGACCUCCACGUGACGCGGGAGAAAGAGUUUGCCUUCACCAGACUUGUCGGUGAGGCCUACUUCAACGCCCCCAACACACAAAUGGUGGAGUUCCUCGUCCCCCACACCAAGACCUACAUGUACCAGUUCAACCACCGCCCGCCGAUGUCCCUCAUGCAGGCGGUCACAAACGAGACGCAGACGAGGGAAAUGGCGGGACACGCGGACGACAUGCUGUACUUGUUCCAACUCCCGCCCGAGAAGGCCGCCCUGACCCCGAAACGCCCGCAGGACCUCCACAUGCAGGAGAUCCUCGUCGACCUCUGGACCAACUUUGCUUCCACAGGGAAUCCCACCAUCAACGGCACCCUGGGAUUCAGAUGGCCUGCCCUGACGCCCGGGAAGCCGCUCCAGUUUCUCUCUCUGACCACCACGCCCACCAUGUGGCCGCUUGAAAACAAGAACCAAGACUUCUGGAACUCCCUGCCCACCAAGAACAACAAGAUGCUCUACCCCGAGCGUUUCCUUGAGGAUUAUAGCCCGAGCCGCUGACUGCUCGGCCCUUGACCCCUCGACCCUCGACCUGCUGAGGGACUGUUUGCCCCUGACACCCAGCCUGCUGAAAGACUGCUUUUUACUCGGACCCCCGGCCUGCUGAGGGACUGCUUGGCCCUGACACCCGGCCUGCCGCAAGAAUACUCGAUUACUUUACUCACGGACCCCCAACCUGCUGAGGGACUGCUUGGCCCUGACAGUCAGCCUCCUGAGGGAUUGCUUGGCCCUGACUCCGGCCUACUGAAAUACUACUUUACCCUCGGGACCCCGGCCUGCUGAGGGACUGUUUUGGAGCUCUCUGAAGCACCCCGACCAGGAGGAGGAGCAGCAAUAAAUUACUAAACAUGACGCGUUCUUAUAAACCUCCUUUAUGAAAUAUAUUCUCCACUUCAUUAUCACCUUCACUUCCUAUGAUUUUGGUAUUGUUUUCUUCAUAAUUUUAUAUUGACAGCAGUACUUGAGAAAUAAAGGCACAAUGGAA